ACGAUGGCCGUCGCGUGGUGUGCAAUUUCGGGAAUGUUAUACGGAAAAUUAUUUAAUCGUGACAUUUUAAACUUGUGAUAUUCUGUUAAAAGUCAAGCAUUUAAUUGCUUGUUUGUUAGCAAGCGAAUUGUUUCAUGAUAAGCUGAAAUAUUACAGAAUUGUGUGCUUAUUUUGAUAUGAAAACCAUAUGGAGCAGAAAACGAAGCCUAUAGAAGUUCAUAAAUUGUGACCAUCGAACAAUUUUGGCAGUGUUUUAACUAAUGUGACGAUUGCAUUCUAGUGACGAAGGUUUAAAGCCGACAUCACAAGGCACGUGAGUUGUCUCAUACAACCACACGCGGCAGUAGUGUUAACCCACGAGAGUUAUGCAACAACGACAACGAAUGUGGGAAUACGUGUGUGUGCAUGUAGGGAAAAAAUAGUAUCAGAGACUAAGCGGCUCUAGUAAGAAGUGUUUUUGUUAGUCGUGCCCUUACUGAAAAGAAAAUCAUCUCUCAGGCUGCUUAUAUUUAGAGAAACACUGUUUAUAUAUAUUUUUUUCUGUGAUUGAGUAAGUGAACAAAAUUGUACAAGUUCAGAGCCGAGAACUGUCAGACAAAUCAAAUCCUUAGAAUCUAUCGUUCGCAACGGCGCCAUCGACUGAAGCAGCAGCAUCAGUACCAGAUCACACUCAAUGGCGAAGGGUGCCAGAAAAAAGACGAAAUGGGUGUCCCUGUCGUUAGCCAGUGCCACAGCAACAACUAAUCCACCGACCGAGAAUGAAACUGAUGAAAAGUUCAAAUCAUCACGAGGAAGGAAAAGUUACACAGCUGUUGUCAGUGAGAACAGUGCCCGCAGUUACAUUGCGGCGCAUCCAUCGGAUUUUGGCUACACCGCCUCGAAAGACGAUACCCACCAUACCGACGUGAGCAGCGAAGAUCGUUCGCAGAAUCAAUCAGAGGGCGGCAGCAGCACACCAUACUCCAGCGGUCACUCCACUUAUUCCCAUAGGGCUCAUACGCGUUAUUCCAAAAGUAGUCACAACUACUAUCACAGUAGUGGAAAAUCUUACCAUGGUAAUCACUACGGAAGUAACAGCUAUCAUAGAAGUAGUUCAUACUCCACUCAAUAUACCGCCGAUGCCAAAAACGAACAAAACGAACCUGUUAGCAUAAACGAAGAUGAAUACACGAAAAUAACUACUCCCCGUCAGGAUGUACUUUUUAAGAAGGGCUACCUGUCACGGCCGAAACGACACACCACGGCCACAUCAACGAUGAGCGAUAACGGGGCUGCCUCCGUUAACGGUACCACUGAUGGUAGUGAUACCGCAACUGGUAGUGGAAGUGUCUCCACCGCUGAAUCGGUUACGUCCGAUACAACGUAUCUAACCGAAGGGCAAUUCAUGGAAUAUCCCACCCCGUACCCUUAUUUUGGUUAUUUUGAUCAAAGUGGAGUACUUGUAAUGAACGGCUUCGCCGUUGAUAACAAUGGCUUCUCAUACAUGAAUGGCGGUCAGACUUAUAUUUAUCCACCAAACUAUCACUGUUCGGCCACGCUCGAUACCGGCGGUCAAGUGGAUGUGGAGCAAGUCAACGAUGUUUCAACCCCAAUUGAUGCGUCCGAGGUACCACAAGCCACGGAUUCUGAUAAUAGUCCUAUUCCUGUCACUGGUGCUGAUCUCACUGAAAACGUCGAGCAACAACUGGUUGAUGCCGGUAUUGGCUACUAUGAAGCUAGCAGUCAGCAAGGCGACGGUGCAUUUUCGGUGCCCAACGAGGCCGAAAUUGAACAACCGGACGGCGAGAAGGAAGUGACAUUCGAUAGCUUAGAUCCUAAUGUAGCGCUGCAGACGGUUCUACCGCCGUACGGAAAUGGUUAUGAUUAUGCUCAAUUUUAUAAUGCCUACUAUUACCCUGGCUGUGUUAUGGCACCGUUUCCUGUGCUUGAAGAUGCGGUGUAUUACGAACAACUUGGUGUCUUGAGUGAAGAGGAAUACGCGAAGCAGUUCAGUUUCAAAAAGCGCAAGAAGUGGUACAGGAGCUGGGAAGAGUAUCCAACGGAACUCCACGAGCCAGGAAAUUCGACAGACGAUUAUUCGAGCGCAGACUGCCGCAACCAAGAAGCAACCUCCUUUUCUACUGCGGAAACACCCGUCCACGUAACUACGCCAGAAUCUUAUCUCGAAAUGCAACAAUCUUCCAAACAACCGGUCGUGGUGCCGGAUGCCACCUGCACUACUACGCAGCCAUCAGAUUCAUCUGUUCAGCCGCAAACGCAAAAAUCAGAGAAAUCCGAAGUAAGAUCUCAUCCUUCGAACCCAUCGAACCCGGUUCCACGGAAGCAACCAAAGGCGGCACAAUCCCAUCCACAGAAAUCGCGCAAACGAGAUCUAAUCGAAUCAACACUGGCCUUCGCCGAGCAAAAUAUUGACCUAACGAAAUCAGCGUCCCGUUUGACCGUGUCCUCGAAACCGACUGAUGCUCGACAGGACGAUGCCAACGUGUGGCGAACUGUCCGUAAUGGCAGAGAGGUUCCGGUAGAAGAAAAUCGAGACCUUCAUUUCAUUGAUACGAGUGCUAUGACUAAAAUGGACGCAAUCGAGGAAUUAUCGGAAGCGACUUCAAGUGAGGAGAUUUGUCGCGUAACUCCGAAACUUGAAGCUACAGAUGGUGCUGAAGUCAGUGUCUUGAAUGGUGCGGUGAAAAGCGACAAAAAGGGAGAGAGAACUGGAAAAAAGGUAAAGAAGACUGCCAAAGGAAAAGGAAGGAAACAGAAGAAAUUUAACUUAUCGCAGCAACAGAGAGGUUUUGAAGUGAUUGAACCAGAAUUUACUGUUUCGGUGAAAAAAUACGAAGAAAGUGAAAAUGAACUUGAUGUUGUAUCGGAAGAACCAACGUCAGAGGUGAAGACGUAUCACGAAGAAACGAAUGAAGUAAAUUCUUUUUCAUCUCCAGCUGAGGAAUGUCUCAUUUCGGAUUGUACUGAUAUCGAACAGGUGCCAGAAGUGGAGAACGAAGAGGAUACCGUGGCGAAUCUUGAGCAAGAUUUGUAUAAUGUACGGAUUGAUGAUUUACAUUUGAAUGAUGUAGACGUUUUACCCGAAGUUCCCUGCCAUUAUGACCAGCAAAGUGUAACAAAUGAUGAAUCUUGCUUCACGAGCAGUGUAGAAACUACAAACGUUGAAGAGAUUACACCAUUGAACCAGGAGGACGAAAUAGUGACUGAUGUGCCUUGCUUGUUGACGCCUGUUCACAGUCAACCACGGGCCAGUGAUACCUAUCCAGAAGAAGAACACUUGAAAGUCGAUUGUUCUACGUUGGAAAAUUCGAAUAACGAUUCGAAGUCUGUUCACAGUCAACCAAGUGAAAGUGAUUCCUAUCCAGAAGAAGAAAAUCUGAAGGUCGAUUGUUCUCCAUUGAAAAUUUCGAAUGAUACGAAGUAUGUUGACAGUCCACCAAGGGCAAGUGAUAUCUAUCCAGAAGAAGAACAUUUGAAGGUCGAAUGUUCUACAUUGGCAAAUUCGAAUAACGAUUCAAUGUCUGUUCACAAUCUACCGAGGGCCAGUGAUAUCUAUCCAGAAGAAGAACACCUGACAGUCAAUUGUUCUACAUUGGAAAAUGCGAAUAUUGAUUCGACGCUUGUCCACAGUCAACCUAAAACCAGUGAUUCCUAUCCAGAAGAAGAACAUUUGAAUGUCAACUGUUCUACAUUGGAAAAUUUGAAUGAUUCGAAGUCUGUUCGCAGUCAAUCUAGAGCUAGUGAUAUCUAUGCAGAAGAAGAACAUUUGACGGCCAAUUGUUCUGCAUUGGAAAAUUCGAAUAACUCACUCUCUUCGGAACCGGCUGAACGAGACUUCGCAUGCACAGAAAAUAAUGCCGAGGAAGAUUACCAUGACUGCAAGCAUUUUAGUGAAAAGGAGUAUUCCGAAGACCAUGAUUCCGGCCUUCAAAGUCCUGCCGCAUAUGUCGCCUCUACCACCAGUGGGGAGGAGCGUAAGGCAUCAUCCAGUUCCUACAACGACAGUGACACCAACUUGACCGAAGCUGUCACCAAUUGGCUCUCAGAGACAUUGCGAAGCAAGAGAUUGGAUGAAAUGUUUGUCCUGCCGGAAGAUCCAACUCUGUUGCACAAAAUCCAUCAAUUUAAUAUAAUGAAUCUUGAUGAUUUUCUCGUUCUGUCCUCCGAUACGUAUAGCAGCACCAGCGCUGAUGAAGCCGAAGAUGCCGACAGUGAUUACAUGAGUGAUGUACAGAUAAGGAAGCACCUCGGCGACGACCUCGACAUGCUCGGUGACAAACAAAAGACAGAAUCCCAAAAAGACCCGCUUGUUGUUAAGCAGACUGCAAAUGGUCACCAUCUAGCGAUCGGGGACCAUUCUAAUCAUAAGCAAAAACGCUGUAUUAUUAUGUAAAAUCUACGCGACCUAAAUCUACUGUUACUUAUUAAACUGAAACAAAAACUCGCGCAAAAAAAAAUUGAACAAAAACAAGUCAUUGCAUCCUCCUUUCUACUGAUAACAUAUUGAUAAUUAACAUUAUUUCUUAUGAAUAGAUUGCAUCAAGUGCCGUUUUGUUUUCGUUUGUAACCGUUAAUUUUGCAUUCAUUUGAAUUUAACUGUGAAAAUGGAAAUAAAGCUCGAAAUUGAAAAAUUA
This is a messenger RNA of Topomyia yanbarensis, 4634 nucleotides long. RefSeq lists its product as uncharacterized. The record is from RefSeq and is a predicted model, not a curated record. The coding region runs from base 674 to 4393 and encodes 1239 amino acids. NCBI's taxonomy places the organism in Eukaryota, Metazoa, Arthropoda, Insecta, Diptera, Culicidae. The transcript is spliced from 8 exons.